AUGGAGCAAUGCCAUCACCACUGCGAUGAGGUUGGUUUCAAUGCUGAGGAAGCCCACAAUAUUGUCAAAGAGUGUGUAGAUGGGGUUUUAAGUGGUGAAGAUUAUAAUCACAACAUUAACCAGUGGACUGCAAGCAUAGUGGAACAAUCCUUAACACAUCUGGCUAAGUUGGGAAAAGCUUACAAAAAUAUUGUGACCUGUGCAGUGGUCCAGAAGAGUGUGUAUGGCUUUCACACAGCCAGCUCCGGUUUUUGGGAUACCACACCUGAUGGAACCUGUACCAUAAGAUGGGAGAACCAGGCCAUGAAAUGUGUUGUAAACAUUUUUACCAUUGCUAUUGUUCUUUAA
Molecule: messenger RNA, 348 nt
Organism: Saimiri boliviensis boliviensis (Bolivian squirrel monkey)
Lineage: Eukaryota; Metazoa; Chordata; Mammalia; Primates; Cebidae
Source: RefSeq, a predicted model, not a curated record